Molecule: messenger RNA, 1617 nt
Organism: Eremothecium cymbalariae DBVPG#7215
Lineage: Eukaryota; Fungi; Ascomycota; Saccharomycetes; Saccharomycetales; Saccharomycetaceae
Gene: MKK1
Product: mitogen-activated protein kinase kinase MKK1
Exons: 1
Coding region: 1-1617 (538 amino acids)
Biological process (GO): protein phosphorylation
Molecular function (GO): ATP binding; protein kinase activity
Source: RefSeq, a predicted model, not a curated record
AUGGAUAAUAUGGCCUUUCUAUUCAAACCGCCUGAGCAAAGGAAGCGCAAUGAGAGAUCCCCUAAGCUUUCUUUACCCACAAUGCUGGUGAAUAAUUCAUCUUCGAGUGUGGAAUGUCAGGUAUCUGGUUCCCAAUCAUCUCCAAUUGCAUUUUCGUCUUCUACGGGUCCAAAACAUCAGCGACAGACACUGCGCAUGUCGUCUUCUUUUUCUCAGUCUACUUGUUCGCCUAUAUCGACGACUUUAGACUCGUCCAGACUUGAUACAGGUUCCAGCCCAUCAUCGCCGCCUGCAACUGCAGCGUUCAAAAGGCCUGCUCCACCAAGCAUGUUGACUUGUGCAAUUUUAAAUUCUGAUCACAAUACAAACCAAUUAGUUGGCCGCAUAUCGUCUAUACAGCAAGAUCAUGACUUUGCAGACAGAAAGGUAUAUGCAACGGAGGUGUCUCCUGUUGCAUCAGUUUCGAGCGGGCAAAUACACCAGCUUCCAUAUACUUCGAACGAUCAUAGCAGGUCCAUUGAAUCGUAUCCUUUAGCUGGGGUUGCCACGCAUGACAGUGUUAGUUCUGCAAGCUAUUUGCCUUCUCCGAAAAAGCUGUCCGCUGAAGUGUUGCCUGGUUCUUCACCGAGCAGUAACACUGACAAACAGGAUAUCAAAGUGGCGUCACCCUUAGUGGAGACCAAAAAAUUCAACGACGUUGACGAGCUUGAGGAGGAGAUGUGGACUCACUUCCAUUUGAAAGAUCAGAUCGAAGAGCUUGGAAUAUUGGGCGAAGGAGCCGGUGGUUCUGUCGUCAAGUGCAAAUUGAAAACAGGCACCAAAAUAUUUGCAUUGAAGGCUAUCACCACGUUGAAUAGCGACCAAGAGUCUCAGAAGCAAAUCUUCAGAGAACUUCAGUUCAAUAAGAGUUGCAAAUCUAGCUUCAUCGUUCAAUACUACGGCAUGUUCACUGAUCAGGAACACUCUUCGAUAUACAUUGCAAUGGAAUACAUGGGCGGGAAAUCAUUAGACGCCAUAUACAAACACUUACUAAAGUAUGGGGGAAGAGUUAGUGAGAAGGUUCUUGGCAAGAUAGCGGAAAGUGUCUUAAGAGGUCUAUCCUACCUACAUGAAAGAAAAAUCAUCCACCGUGAUAUCAAACCCCAAAACGUUCUAUUAAACGAAGCUGGUGAAGUCAAACUAUGCGACUUCGGUGUCAGUGGCGAGGCAGUUAACUCUCUAGCUACGACUUUCACAGGAACUUCCUACUACAUGGCCCCAGAACGAAUUCAAGGCCAACCAUACAGUGUCACAAGCGACGUCUGGUCUCUUGGUCUCACACUGCUCGAGGUUGCACAAGCCCACUUUCCAUUCGAUUCGGGAAAAAUGGCUGCAAAUAUGCCACCAAUUGAGCUGCUAAUGUUGAUCUUAACCUUCACACCACAACUGAAAGACGAGCCCGAAUCUAAUAUCGCAUGGAGCAAAGCAUUCAAAUCUUUCAUUGAAUUUUGUCUGAAGAAAGAGUCACGUGAAAGACCUUCCCCAAGACAAAUGCUACAACAUCCAUGGAUUCAAGGACAGUUAAAGAGACAAGUGAACAUGGCAAAGUUCAUCCAGAAGUGCUGGGCAGUCAAGUAG